AUGUCUAGGUCAUUUUAUGUCGACUCUUUGAUUAUCAAGGACACGGUGCGACCCAUACCUCUUAACGAGCAUCCCCGACAAGACUUCCUCUUCCCCAUCAGCAUGCACUCGCCCACCAUGAUGACGGUCACCGCGCCAGUGUGCCCGUCCAGGAAAAGCGGCACUUUCUGCGUCUGCCCGCUUUGCGUCACGUCCCACCUCCACUCUCCCCGCAGCGGCAUUUCGAUGCUGAAGAGUCAGUUCCCGAGAGCGGAGCCCCAAUAUUGUCAGAGGAUAUCAAACCACCAACAGUCUCCGCCACUGGCGCACCCGUCUGCACGACCUGUCUGCACGCCUGUCUACAAGCCCAUGUACAGCGUCACAGACCCCAUGAGUUACCACUGUCUCUCCAUAGGCGCCUCUGAGAGCAGUCACAUCCAGAAUGGCAAGAGAAUGCGCACGGCUUUCACCAGCACACAACUAUUGGAACUGGAGAGGGAGUUCUCCUCCAACAUGUAUCUUUCCAGGCUCAGAAGAAUUGAAAUAGCAACUUAUCUGAACCUCUCGGAGAAACAGGUGAAAAUCUGGUUCCAGAACCGGAGGGUGAAACACAAGAAGGAGGGAAAGGGCACACAGAGGAGAGCGCACAACGGUUGUAAGUGCGCAAGCGGUCACAUGGAUUACCCAAGGUCUGAGGACGAGGAAUCUCUAUCCCCUGCAUCAGCGUCAGAGGAGAAACAUAUCUCCCCAGUCUGA
Molecule: messenger RNA, 735 nt
Organism: Salvelinus namaycush (lake trout)
Lineage: Eukaryota; Metazoa; Chordata; Actinopteri; Salmoniformes; Salmonidae
Product: GS homeobox 2-like
Exons: 2
Coding region: 1-735 (244 amino acids)
Biological process (GO): regulation of DNA-templated transcription
Cellular component (GO): nucleus
Molecular function (GO): sequence-specific double-stranded DNA binding; DNA-binding transcription factor activity, RNA polymerase II-specific
Source: RefSeq, a predicted model, not a curated record